UUCAGUGGAGCGACUUCUCUCUAUUCAUUAGCCUGACUUGGUGCAGUUGAGUUAUGUCCCUGUCUCCUAAACAACCGCAUCCAUGUCAGUUAAACUAAUUAAAAGUUCAUUAACUAACUCCAAGUGAUGUAAAAUUAAGAAACAAACCAUUAACACUCACAAAAGAAACAAAAAAAAAACAUCAAAUAUAUACAAGUUUACGUAUAUAGAAGAGCAAACACGUAGAUAGCAAGUAUAAAGAGAGAAAGAGAAAGAGGUGACAUAUCACUUGCAUCUACCUGUCAAUCUAUUUACCUGUCUAUACACACACACAGACACACACACACACACACACGCACACGCACGCACAUAUUAUAUAUACAUAAGCGCAUAUAUGUUUAUACACUUGAAAUAUAUAUAUAUAAUAUAGUACAUGUUUGAAUAUAUAUAUAAAUAUUCUGUACAUAUAUAAAUAUAUAUAUCAUAUAUAACAUCUAAUUAAAGGUUAUUUUAUUUUCACUGGAUUGACAUCAAUAUGCUGAAUAUUUGGAUAUUUUAAAUCUCUGGUGACUUGAGUUCUACGACUACCAUCAUAUAUACAUGAAUGCACACAUUCACAUGCAAACACAGUCAUAUGUAAAUAUAUACACAUUCCACGCAUACAUACCUGAAUAUAUAGAUAUAUAUAAACUGACGAACUGAGUGUUCAGUACAGAAGCAGAGUGUUAGUAUUUAUUAUAUAUAACGCCGAGAAUAGUUAUUUAACGGAUUAUCGAAAAUAUAAUUUGGAUCAAAAACGUGAUAAAUAUUUCAUGAUGUCCGACGGAAAAGCAAUAGAAGCAGCACCAGAGGGGGCAAUUGUUCGUGAACAAUGGGGUCAUAAGGUAGAAUUUAUUCUCUCCCUUGUUGGUUAUGCUGUCGGAUUAGGAAACAUUUGGAGGUUUCCUUAUCUUGCAUACGAAAAUGGAGGAGGUGCCUUCCUGAUUCCAUAUGCAAUUAUGUUGUUCGUUGCUGGCUUACCUUUAUUUUUCCUUGAGCUUUGCUUUGGUCAGUUCUCAUCUCUCGGUUCGGUAACAAUCUGGAAAGUCUCACCAGCUUUUAAAGGUGUCGGUUUUGGCAUGGCCCUUAUAUCUCUGAUGGUAUCCAUCUAUUAUAAUGUAAUCAUCAUGUAUUCUGUGUAUUAUAUGAUGGUGUCAUUUGUCUCUCUCGAUACGAAAUUACCCUGGUCUUCCUGCAACAAUACAUGGAACAGUAAUCGAUGUACCUUAAGUAAACCAGACUAUACCAUCUUGAACGAAACAGAAAAAGUCAAGGCAGUUUUACAAUACACCAACCUGACAUGCCUGCAAGAGAAACAACAAAAUGAAACUUUCAACUACACUCAGAUAGUAAAUCAGACUGAGUGUGCCAUCAAGGCUUCACUUCCAGCACAAGAAUAUUGGGAAUUCGUCAUGUUGCGCAUUCAUGAGUCAAGUGGUAUCGGAGAUGUGGGUAAUGUCAGUCUAAAAAACAUUCUAGCAUUGCUUGUGACUUGGGUAAUCAUCUAUCUUUGUCUUCGUGGUGGAGUAAAAAGCUCUGGAAAGGUUGUCUACUUCACCGCUACAUUUCCUUAUUUGAUGUUGAUAAUACUGUUGAUAAGAGGCGUUACAUUACCCGGUUAUUACAAAGGUAUAGAAUUCUAUAUCAUACCAAAAUGGGAUCGUCUUCUUGAUGUUAAGGUUUGGUCACGAGCUGCCACACAAAUCUUUUACUCUCUCGGUCCAGCCUUUGGUUCUCUAAUUACAAUGGCGAGUUAUAACAAGUUCCACAAUAACUGCUACAGGGAUGCUAUCUUUGUGGCUCUUAUAAACUGUGGAACCAGUGUCUUUGGCGGAUUUGUUGUCUUCUCAAUGGUCGGUUACAUGUCUGAAAUUUCUAAUAUGCCUGUGGAAGAGAUCCCAAUUGGAGGUGCUGGCCUUGUUUUUAUAGCUUACCCAGAGGGACUGAGUAGAAUGCCGGUAUCCCCACUUUGGAACUUCCUCUUCUUCUUUAUGAUUUUUACGUUGGGAUUAGACAGUCAAUUUGCCAUGAUGGAAUGUGUUAUAAGUUCAAUCGUCGAUGAAUUCCCUCGGCAACUUCGUAGCAGGAAGGGACUUGUCACUGCAGGUUGUUGUUUUGUUGCUUUUCUACUUGGAAUACCUUGCGUUACGGUGGGUGGUAUGUACGUUCUGACAUUGAUGGACAAUUACACUGCCAGCUAUGGUCUACUAUGCGUCUGUCUGACGGAGGUAAUUGCUAUCAACUGGGUUUAUGGAUUCCGUAAUUUCUGCUUGGAUAUCAAAAUGAUGCUUGGGUUUGAACCAGGAAUUUACUGGAAGGCUUGUUGGAUACUUAUUACCCCGCUCGCCAUUGUAUUCAUCCUGAUUAUGUCAGCAGUGGGUAACGUGAGAGCCUCCUACCAAGAAUAUUAUUUUGAAGACUGGGCGCAAGGAGUGGGAUGGGCGCUGGUGGUAUUGCCAAUCAUCUUAAUCCUUGUCACGGGUAUAUACCAGUUCUUUAAAUUUGGUAGAUCGUUUGAAAGAAUCUUCAAACCUACAUAUGACUGGGGGCCUGCUUUAAACGAAGACAGGACUGAUCGCUACGCGCCGAUCGCUGUAUCCGACGAAAACCUACCAGAUUAUCUAAAGACGAUGGAAAAACCUUCGAAACUUGAUGAUGUAGUUAUCACCAAAUUUUAAUAUUGACUUCAUAUAUUUGAGAGAAUAUUUAAACAACAGCAAUAAUAAUAAUAAUAAUGAUAAUAAUCAGAAGAACAAUAACAACAACAACAACAACGACAACAACGUCAAUAAUAUUAAUGAAACUACUAAGACUAAUAUUGAUAAACUUUCUCACUGCCAUCAUAUUUCUUAUGACAAAUGAUAAAACUUGCUCAAUACGGAGCAUAAAUCUCGGAUUUCCAGACAACGGCAAAUGAGAUUUCGUGCUGUUUCAGUACGUUAUUAUAGGUUGGAGUUAUUGAAAUAAAAGAACUGAUACAUCCGCUAACUCCACCCACUACUCACUAAACUAUGCAUAUAUAAUGAUAUAAUAUAUACUCAUCGAUGUACGUGUGAAUGUUUACAAUAAAUAUUUUUCAUUUAUAUUAGGCAAUGUAAAAAUAUAUAUAGCUAUACUUAUAAUAUGCCCAUAUAUGUAUAUGCAUAUACAUAUGUGUGUGCGUGUGUGUGUGUGUGUGUGUGUGUGUGUGUUGUGUGUGAAUGCAUUAUAUAUAUAAAGUUAGAUUAUAUUCUGUUAAGAACGUUGAAGAGUACAGUACAAAGCUCGUCCACCUUCAGAUUUCACCUGGUGCUAUCUAUCAGUAGUAUUAUACGUACUUCCCCGAUUUGGGUUGGAGAUUCUGUAGUGUGUGAACGGAAAAUAAGUUGGAAUCAACAAGAAGGAGUACAGUUGGGGAUAUAUUUGUAAUCACUACAACUGUUUCCACGCAACGUAGUUCUCCAAGUCGCAGGUAUUUGGUUAUGCAACCGUUUCCCUACAUUAUGAGAUCUAGUUGUGCUUCCUCGGGUGAUAUAUAAAUAUUGUCUAUGUAAACUAACAUUCUAGGCUUCAAGCGCAUCUUUUCUGUCUGUCGUGGCCUGCGAGGUAGUAGUAGCCACGUAGUGUGUGUGUGUGUGUGUGUGUGUGUGUGUGUGUGUGUGUGUGUGUGUGUGUGUGUGUGUGUGUGUGUGUGUGUGUGUGUGUGUGUGUAAUUAUAAUAGCUGUUGUUUAGAUAUGACAAUAAUUAUAUUUGAACAUGUAUUUCUGUACUUUGUGAAACUUUGUUUGUAUAUAGCUGCGUGAAGGCUUUUCAUACUACCAAUCUUUUGCAACUGAAUUAUACCCGGUCACAAACGAUAUCACAGGCAUUCACAUCAUGUGCUUUGUACGUGUGUGUGUGUGUGUUUAAAUACAUAUGUGCGUGUAUGUGUAUAUAUGUAUACACACACGCGCGCGCACGCACACAAACACACACAUACACACACACACACACACACACAUACACACACAUGGUCUGUCACUAUCAUGAAUACCAUAAUAUCUAAUGAAAACAUUUCAAGUUUCGACUUAAUGGAUCUUUUUCACAAAAUGGCCCCCUAUUUUUCGUCCGCAGUUUUCAGAGAAUUGAAAUGAAUUCUGUUAACAUUAAAGAUAUUUGAUAAUGCAUAUCAUUCAACCGCUCUCAUGUUGAAACAGAUCCAUUUAGUCUCUACAUACCACAUUGGUCUGUAUCGUAUAACAAUAUAUUCCUAUGUAGUCACGUGAUUUAUUCUUUAUGAUUCUGCAUGUAAGCGUGACAUAUUAUCAUGUAGACUACUUAAGCUUUCUGUUACAUUAUGACACAGCUCUGAGCAGCUCCAUGACCUCCUAUUCCAAAAUAUAUUCGAAAAAAUAUCCUAUUCCUACAAGUUUAUCUAAACUGAACAACUGUCAUUAAAUUUUUAUAAACAUCUCUUCACAAUGAAAUUCAUCCAACUGAAUGUAUGUAUUUCUUCGGGAAAAUUUCACAAACAUUUAUCCACUACUUAAUCUUUUAUUUUUAUUAUAUAACUACAUUUUCCAUGGUUUUUAUAACACAAUUUUACGGUAGUUUUUGACAAUAUCAUCAAAAAUAAAAAAAGAAAUUCAAGAAA
Messenger RNA from Octopus bimaculoides (California two-spot octopus), 4631 nucleotides. RefSeq names its product sodium- and chloride-dependent glycine transporter 1. Gene Ontology annotation, molecular function: amino acid:sodium symporter activity. Lineage: Eukaryota; Metazoa; Mollusca; Cephalopoda; Octopoda; Octopodidae. Gene Ontology annotation, biological process: nitrogen compound transport; amino acid import across plasma membrane; sodium ion transmembrane transport. The record is from RefSeq and is a predicted model, not a curated record. Gene Ontology annotation, cellular component: plasma membrane.